This is a messenger RNA of Panicum hallii, 2302 nucleotides long. Its product is annotated as transcription factor GAMYB-like. The transcript has 4 exons. The record is from RefSeq and is a predicted model, not a curated record. Gene Ontology annotation, biological process: regulation of DNA-templated transcription. The coding region runs from base 305 to 1966 and encodes 553 amino acids. NCBI's taxonomy places the organism in Eukaryota, Viridiplantae, Streptophyta, Magnoliopsida, Poales, Poaceae.
CACUCUCGCAGCCAGGCUCGCGCACUCUCUCUCCUCCGCCUGCUCUCUCCCUCCUCAAAACUCUCUCCCUCCCCUGAAAAUUCUCCACAUACUCUGGUUCUAAGUGGUGGCGGCAUCUCGCUUAGGCGAGAUCCUCCUCGCCCGGUUUCUACUCCUCUGCUCCACCCAAGUCGCCUCCUUUCCUGCAAUCCUCUGCUGAGCUCACAAGAGCAGGGGGGCAAUUGGAGGAGCUCAACUCAGCACCACCCCCGCCUCGAUCGGCACCGGCUGCUGCGAGAUCGGCCAGGCGGCCUGACCGCGCGCGAUGUAUCGGGUGAAGAGCGAGAGCGACUGCGAGAUGAUGCUGCAGGACCAGAUGGACUCGCCGCUGGCCGACGACGGCAGCAGCGGCGGGGGGUCGCCUCACAGGGGUAGCGGGCCGCCCCUGAAGAAAGGGCCGUGGACAUCCGCGGAGGACGCCAUCCUGGUGGACUACGUCAAGAAGCACGGCGAGGGGAACUGGAACGCGGUGCAGAAGAACACCGGUCUGUUCCGCUGCGGCAAGAGCUGCCGCCUCCGGUGGGCGAACCACCUCAGGCCCAACCUCAAGAAGGGGGCCUUCACCCCCGAGGAGGAGCGCCUCAUCAUCCAGCUCCACGCUAAGAUGGGGAACAAGUGGGCGAGGAUGGCUGCUCAUUUGCCAGGGCGUACUGACAAUGAAAUUAAGAACUACUGGAACACUCGAAUAAAGAGAUGUCAACGAGCUGGUCUUCCUAUCUAUCCUGCUAGUGUAUGCAAUCAAUCUUCAAGUGAAGAUCAGCAAAUUUCUGGCGAUUUUAACUGUGGCGAGAAUAUAUCCAAUGAUCUUCUGAGUGGGAACAGUCUUUAUCUACCAGAUUUUACCAGUGACAAUUUCAUUGCUAAUACAGAGGCUUUAUCCUAUGCACCUCAGCUUUCAGCUGUUUCAAUAAGCAAUUUGCUUGGCCAGAGUUUUGCAUCAAAGAAUUGUAGCUUCAUGGAUCAGGUAGACCAAUCAGGGAUGCUGAAACAAUCUGGCUGUGUGCUUCCUGCAUUGAGCGAUACUGUUGAUGGUGUGCUUUCCUCAGUGGAUCAAUUUUCAAAUGACUCUGAGAAGCUCAAGCAGGCUUUAGGUUUUGAUUAUCUCAAUGAAGCCAAUGCUAGCAGCAAGACUAUUGCACCUUUUGGGGUUACACUUUCUGGCAGCCAUGCCUUUUUAAAUGGCAUCUUCUCUGCUUCUAGGCCCAUCAAUGGUCCUUUGAAGAUGGAGCUCCCUUCACUCCAAGAUACCGAAUCUGAUCCAAAUAGCUGGCUCAAGUAUACUUUGGCUCCUGCAAUGCAGCCUACUGAGUUAGUUGAUCCUUACCUGCACUCUCCAAUAGCGACCCCAUCAGUGAAAUCUGAGUCUGCAUCACCAAGGAACAGUGGUCUUCUGGAAGAGCUGCUUCAUGAAGCUCAGGCACUAAGAUCUGGGAAGAACCAACUACCAUCUGUCAGAAGUUCAAGUUCCUCUGCUGGUACACCAUGUGAGACUACUACGGUGGUUAGCCCAGAGUUUGAUCUCUGCCAGGAAUAUUGGGACGAACAUCACAGUUCUUUCCUCAAUGAUUGUGCUCCUUUCAGUGGAUAUUCGUUCACUGAAUCCACUCCUCCUGUUAGUGCCGCAUCACCUGAUAUCUUUCAGCUCUCCAAAAUUUCUCCUGCACAAAGUCCUUCAAUGGGCUCUGGUGAGCAGGCAGUAGAGCCUAAACAUGAUACCGCAGGUUCACCUCAUCCUGAAAACCUGAGGCCAGAUGCACUAUUCUCUGGUAACACAGCUGAUCCAUCCUCUUUCAACGAUGCCAUCGCAAUUCUACUGGGCAACGACAUGAAUGCCGAGCCCAAACCUGUUCUCGGCGACGGAAUCGCAUUCGGUUCUUCCUCAUGGAGCAACAUGCCGCACGCCUGUGAAAUUUCGGAAUUCAAAUGAAUUCCCUGCUGCUCCUUGAACGCUGAAGGAGGUUCUGUUCUUGCCGAUUGUAUUGAGGUCAAUGUCAAGGAAGGCCUUAUUGAUUCUCUGACGCCGCAUUACUGACAGAGACCCUUUGAGGGCGCCCAGGUGCAGCAGCUACCAGAUGUGAUGAUCUUCAUGCGACUAGUCCUUUUAUCGAAUAAAGAGCAUGGAGAGAAGCCGGAUAUUUUACUUUUGUUGCUUUCUAUUAGAGAACCGUUUUUGUCAUCCCUGUGGUCUGGAUUCUGUUGGAAAUGCUUCAUGAUUUUUGUUGAACAAUGUAAUAUCAGUCAUGUGAUGUCAUGCUGUGUACUA